Messenger RNA from Xenopus tropicalis (tropical clawed frog), 3309 nucleotides. RefSeq names its product sterile alpha motif domain containing 13 (gene samd13). Lineage: Eukaryota; Metazoa; Chordata; Amphibia; Anura; Pipidae. The record is from RefSeq and is marked provisional.
GGCCAGGCCACUUAGCUCUUAGUAUAUUGUGAUUUUUCUUUUUUUUUUUUUGGAUUUCUUUUUUUAUCUUUGCAUUUUGUUAAAUGGUCUGUUUGCAGAUAUUGGGAACUUACAAGUCUCUGCACUGUAAUGAGAAUGGAGAAAGGAUUAUUUUGACAAUAUGGAGUGUGAAACAUUUGAUUUUGUUUUAAUUUAAAGUUUCUUUUCCCAGCUGAUAGGAAGAGAUACAAAUAAGAAGAAACCAAAGAAAUCUCCAGCAUGCCCAUGGUGACAGGGAUUAUGGAGAGCAAGGAAAACGGUGCUGUGGAUGUUAAAAACUCAGUGGAGAAUGGGAGACCGCCUGAUCCAGCUCACUGGGCUGUGGAUGAUGUUGUAAAUUAUUUCAAAACUGCAGGAUUUGAAGAACAAGCUAGUGCAUUUAAGGAACAGGAGAUUGAUGGAAAGUCGUUACUGCUUAUGACAAGAAAUGAUGUUUUGACUGGACUUUCAUUAAAAUUAGGCCCUGCACUCAAAAUCUAUGAGUACCACGUGAAGCCUUUGCAGACCCAACAUUUAAAGAGCAGCUCUUCAUAAGAAUGAAGCAAAUGGAGUGUAGAAUAUAGCCACCUCCUAACCAAAUAUGAACCUCCACCCAGACAAAUACUUGAUUUAGGAACUGAAAGAGAAACUGACAAGCUGUGCGUGCAGAAAUAUUUUGGAACUUCCCGGAUAGUUUUCAGAGGGAAGUACACUGGCAUUUUUCUGCUGACUUGAGGAAAAGGCAAUGAAAAUAGUUGAUGAUUCUCUAGAAAUCUCCAGUGUUUUAUAGAAAACAUUGAACUGCUUGAAUGUUAAAGGACUAUUGAUUUAAAACAAUGAACAUUUUUCUAGAUUUUGCUCCAAUAUUUCCUUUGCCGUAUGUUUAGGUCUGUCAGAAACAAUGGCAACUCGAGUUACAGGAAGACACACUUAAUACUGUGUAAAUGUGAUUCUAGUCAAUACUGCUUGAGACGUGCAUUGAAAUUUCAGUUUGAUCCAAGUGCUAACAGCAUGUGGCUGGUUAAAUGUUACAAGUCCUAUCAUCUCCUGCAAGCCAGUGUUUUUAUUUGGUAAACUAUUUGAUGGCUCAAAGUGUUAUCAUUUCCACAGCAUUUUGAAGUAAGUGAUGAACUGACUGUAUAGGCAUCAGAAGAUGUUGCUAGCCAAGUUGUCUGUUGGGUUUCUGUUCACUAACCAGUAUGUCCUGAACCACAUUGCCCUGCCCAAGGCUUUGCUAUGCAUUGUGGGGUUCAACAUCUGUGGAGUCCUCUAUCAACUGGAACUUCUCCAGCACUAAACUGCAGAUCUAGAAUCAGCAGUUUAACAAUUACUGAAGCUCUGCAUAUACAUAUAUAUUUGAGGAAUCAUUCAAAUACAUAUCAUUCUUAAGAUGACAAUCAUUAAUGCAAAAUAUAUUUUUAUGUGUUUACAUUGAUCAUUCCUGGCAGCCUUACUGAUCGUUUGGCACUGCUAAAAGGAAAUAGAAUAUAUGUAUUUUUGUGCUGGAGACUUAAUAUUACUUUUAUUGCUGCUUAUUCUCUUUUGUGCAUUAAACAUUGGGCUGUGCACAAAUACCAGUCAUUAUGUUGGGGUUCAGGACAUGGACAAUGAUAGGUGCAGCUAAAAAUAAAAAUACAGCAUCCUUCUUCUAUAGUAGAUCCAGCUCUGCCAUUAUAUCAAAACACCCUGAUACAGUGUUUUAUUCAAGAACCAGCAGUACUGCUGUGCCUGGAGCUUCCCGGCGAAGGCCGUGAGUUAGUGUGAGGUGGCAGGGGCAGAAAUGAUAUUUGUAGUUGUACUCAGUUAGGCACAUUUAAAAUAUUUCCACAGAAAUAAAAAUUUCCAAAAAAAUCAAAUAUUUCCUUAAAAUAAGUUACAGGCCACCAUAUAGAACUCACAAAAAAAAAUAGGACUGAUCAAUGCACAUUUCUGGUUUCAUGCUCCUAUAAACCUUUGUCUCCAAGUCUCCUAGAAUCAACCAUUUCCUGUUGAUAGGGUUAGGCUUAUGCCACCAGUGCUGAUUUUAAGCCUGUGUUUAUAUGGAGGCCAGGAAUCAGCUGAUCCACUGGCAUCAGCAGUCCCCUUUGCACCCAGAGCCACCGUGUUGCCCUGGAUUCAGACACGCAGAGUGAAUUUUUUUGCACCAAAACGUGAUACAUUUUUGCACUGAAAUAUGCUUUGUGUGUCUGAAUCGAGGCUGAUGCAGUGAUUCUGAGUGCAGACACAGGAGGACAUGGUUACAAUAGGAGGGGCUGUUUCUCAGCUUGCGCUUUUAUACAGACUGAGAAAGAGCCCCAUGUGGCCUUAGCUCAUAAUAUAUAGCCUAUUGAGUUCUAUAACACAGAUACAAACCUGCCAGUGAUGACCAAUAUCUCAAGUUCUACAACUUUUUGAUUACUUGCAGCCUGAGAAAACUGGUAUUUUACAAAGCAGGUUUGUACAAGUACAAAUCAGGGUACUCUGAAUUUUUUCUUUCAGACAGAAAUAAAAGAAUAUACAGUAUAUAGAUUUUGAGACCCAAUAACAGUAUUAGUAACAGUAGUUAGCCUAAUAUUUUCUUCAGUAUAAGUAGAAUGAGCAUUAUUCCCUAGUAUACAUAACAUGCUCUGAUGCAGGCCCAGGUCUGAUUUGUGCCUCCCUAUCAAACCUUCUGCCUGCUCACUCAUGUCCCUUAUUACAACCUUUUUCUUAUUCUCGGGUUUCUUAUAAAUCCAUAUCCUUAAGCUCCCACAAAGUGAUACAGACCCAUGAUAUUUCUAAAUGUAACAUGUUAAAUGGAUAUAUUAAAUUGUUCCCUUCUUUUCCUUUACAAGCAGAAAUUUUUUUAGCAUGUUUUGUAUAAACAAAUACUGUGUCCAAUAUUUGGCAUAUGUAAAUCCAUGCCUGCAGUGUCUUACCCUGAAAUUUGCCUUUUACAUUUCCCAGGUACUGCCAGACACUAGAGCCAUCCCAUGGUGGAUGCUGGACUUUUUAGUUCUUGAAAAAGAAAGGAUACAGUGAACUUUAGAAAUAAUUACAUAUAAAAUUAUUUUCUCACUAAAAAAAUAUUUUGGCUUCUAGUCACAAUUUUACAAAUGGUAGUAAUUUUGACUAUACAAACUGGUGCUUAUAGCAGCAAGUCUGGCCACUUUCCUAGGUGCUUAUAACUAUGAUUGGUGCUUUAAUAUGUAAGGAAUACUAAAAGUGCAUGAGAUAAUGGUUGUGACUGCACACAUCAGUGUAGCUUGGGCUUUUUAAUGCUUUAUGUGUUAAACCUAUAUGCCAUUGAAUAAAAAAAAAAAUUAAUUUGAA